Pollicipes pollicipes is the source of this 1280-nucleotide messenger RNA. Its product is annotated as dysferlin-like. The transcript has 11 exons. The coding region runs from base 102 to 1280 and encodes 392 amino acids. Gene Ontology annotation, biological process: plasma membrane organization; membrane fusion. Lineage: Eukaryota; Metazoa; Arthropoda; Thecostraca; Pollicipedomorpha; Pollicipedidae. The record is from RefSeq and is a predicted model, not a curated record.
CAUGGUGGAGAAGGUCAAGGCUCAGCAGACGGAGGCUGACAAGGAGGGCUGGGAGUACGCGCCGCUCUUCGGUCUGAAGUUCCACGCCCCGCGAGCGAAAGAUGGACAUGGUGCGCCGCCGCCGCUGGCACCGCAAGCUGGUGAUGUCGACCCACAGUGUGCCCCAGCUGCCCAUCUUCAGGCUGAAAGAUCCCGACUCGGAAGUUGUCCACCUCAGCUGUCCCAAGAUGUACCUGGUGCACACUAUGGAGCAGCAGUACCAGCUGCGCGCCUACAUCUACCAGGCGCGCGACCUGCUGGCCGGAGACAAGACGGGCUUCUCCGAUCCGUACGCCUGCGUCAGCUUCCUGAACUUCUCGCAGCGGACGGAGCGGGGUCGGGCCACCCUGUGCCCCACCUGGGACCAGACGCUGCUGUACGACGACCUCACCAUCCACGGCGACCCCAUGUUCAUCCUGGAGCAGCCGCCGCAGGUCAUCAUCGAGGUGUUCGACCACGACACCUACGGCGAGCCCGAGUUCCUGGGCCGGGCCGUAGCCACGCCCACCGUCCACCUGGACCCGAGCAAGGCCCACCCACCGCCGCUGCAGUGGUUCAAGUUCAGCAAGGGCGACAACGACAGCGCAGCCUCCGGCUGGGGACGAGAGCGGGCGUAUCUGAAGCCCUCGGAGCGGGGCGAGCUCUCCGACAGGCCCUACCACGGCGAGCUGCUGGCCUCGUUCGAGCUCUACUGCAAGGUGUCGGAGCUGCCGUUCCUGCCGGCCGACGAAGAAGGAUCCUGUGCUGGGGGCGUGCGCAACAUGAGGUCGUUCGAGCUGCGCUCCGUGCGCAACCCGGCCAUCGAGUUCGAGUGCGCCGGCAAGGUGGUGACGUCAGAGGUCAUGGGCGACGUCAAGCAGCAUCCCAACUUCGCCGACCCGUUCCUCUUCAUGGAGAUCAUGCUGCCGAAGGAGCCGCUGUACAUGCCGCCGCUGAACAUCAAGGUGCGGGACCACCGCAGCUUCGGCUCGCGGCCCGUGGUGGGCACGCACGUGAUCCGCUCCCUGCACGAGUACAGCAUCGAGCCGCUGAUGAACGUCAAGUCGAAGCCAGUCCGCCGCCAGUCGACCGUGCACCGGCAGUCGACGAUGACGAGGCAGUCGACCGUCAUCGACAUAGAUCCAGCCAUCCCGGAGGGCAGCCCGGCCGGCGGCGGCGGCGACGAGCAGGUUACUGUGUCCGUGCAGGAUGUGUGGCCCGCUGCCCGCCUGAGGACCGCCUCCCAACGCCCCGCCUCCUAA